Brassica oleracea var. oleracea is the source of this 3125-nucleotide messenger RNA. RefSeq names its product agamous-like MADS-box protein AGL80. The record is from RefSeq and is a predicted model, not a curated record. Gene Ontology annotation, molecular function: RNA polymerase II cis-regulatory region sequence-specific DNA binding; DNA-binding transcription factor activity, RNA polymerase II-specific; protein dimerization activity. Gene Ontology annotation, biological process: regulation of transcription by RNA polymerase II. Bases 1850 to 2884 code for a protein of 344 amino acids. The transcript has 2 exons. NCBI's taxonomy places the organism in Eukaryota, Viridiplantae, Streptophyta, Magnoliopsida, Brassicales, Brassicaceae.
UUUUUUUUUUGAUCAAGGAAAGACUCCUGAAGCAGAGUUUGUUACAUACAUAGCAAAGACUGAUUUUGCCACUGAAUCAGCUUCGGAAUUGAAGUUGCGAGAAAUAAAAUGAAAGGAAAUAACAUCAAAGAGAGAGAUAAAGCGAUAGAUAUCAAACAUGAUACCGAAUAGUUCAAAUUGAUACCCUCUCGUCUUCGGCAAAUUGAUUAGAGAUAGAAAAUCAGAUAAAACCACCAAGGAUUGGACGUUUGAAUACACAGUCAAAGAUACCACCCGAUGGACAGCAAUGGCUUCUGUCAUUAAAGCUGACGAAACAUGGAUGAAGGAUUCAGCUACGGUGGGGAGAGGACGCACAGCCUCUCCAGUGAAGAUCCCUACUAUCCCACAUCGUCCGGAGUUGGUGUCCCACGCCGCAUCUACUUUACACACAAGACUCCCAGGCUGGAACGUCGGAGGAGGACAAGUCGCACCAUAGUGAGACCUGUUUGGAUAGUGGAGCUGCAUUCUUGUUGUUAGGUUGAGCAUCAUUCCACUCCUUAGUAUCUUUAAUGCUCUUGAGAGAAAUCUCUCGUGCUGUGAAGGCUUUAUUUCUCAAAGACAAAAUAAUCCUCAUAGAGCCGAAGCAUAAAACAACAACAUCAUGACGUUAUGUAUGAUCUUUCCCACCGAGGAUUGAACUUGCGAUCCUUCGGACGUUAUGGGUAAGGUUGCUUGAUUUCUCAUUUGUCCAAGCAAUCAAAUCAAGUCAAGCUUCCAAAACACAUUCCCAAAGUAGUUCUCUGAUCUUCCCUCUGAGCAAUGAGCAAAACUCAACACUUCUGGUCUAAAUUCAACUCUAAGGAUACCAUCAUCCCAAAGCAUCUCUCAUGAUCAGAGCUUAAGAAAAAUAUCCCCUCCAAUAUUGCUUACUCUUUGAACUACCAUUCUCAUUGACACAUCGGGAAAGGAGUUUGGCUCGUCUGCUAUAUCACCCAUAUCAUCUCUGACCAACGGGGUGUCCAACGUUACAGUCCAUCCCUCUGUUGUCUAGAAUCACCACUACCUGCUUCUAUAGACCCAUCGGAGUUGGAAAUACAUUCCUUAACAUCGUAACCAGCACGGUUUAACGUUUUCGUAGCUUCUACUAACAUCAUGAUCAAAGACAAACUCAUUACGAAUACGAGCCAUCCACAACCUUUAUAAGAUCUAAUACGAGUUUGUAUGUAUCAUCAGACUUGCAAAAAUACUCACAUCUCCCAUUCAUUACUAAAUGGUUUCUCAUUCAUAGAUUAUAUUGUUAAUUGACGGUAUUUCAUAAUAUUUAAUGGAUUUUGUAAUGUUAAAAAAAAAUCGAGUAGACUUGCUAGCUGGUCGAGCCUACUUGAUCAGUUUUUUUUGCUAAAUAUCAUGCAUCUAUUUUCACAUUCAGUUUUAGUUUGGUCUAUAUGGAUAACUGUUUGAUAUUUGCAAAGUUGCGUUUUCACAUAUAACGUGUGGAUAGACUCGCAUUAGAUUUUAUAGAUAAGCUUCAACACUUGUCAUCUCAUCAUUUUAUCAAAAAUAAACAACUGUCUCACCAAUAUAAUAGUUGUGACGUAGCAUGAGUAAGCACUAAUUACACCCACAAAAUGAGUAAGGACUAAUUAAUUGGUAUAAUUAAGUAAUUAUUUUUACUCAAUUAAUCCUUAACAAUUUAAAGCUAAAAUUAGCAUUUCUAGCUACAAAAUGAGUAAGCACUAAUAGUUGUGACUAUAUACAGCCUGUCAAAUCAUCACCACUAUUAACAUAAAUCUUUUUACCAUAUAGAAAACGUCAUUAUAUAUACAUCUGUAUAAACUGUAAAAACAUAAACAAAUAAACUAUUGUAGUCAUGACAAGGAAGAAGACAAAUCUUGCUUACAUUUCCGAUGUCUCGGCGAGAAAAAGAACACUGAAUCUUAGGAAGAAAGGACUUCUGAAGAAACUUGAUGAAAUCAAGACUCUCUGCGAUGUGGAUGCGUGUGCGGUCAUCUACAGUCCAUACAACCCAACACCAGAGGUGUGGCCAUCAAACUCGGAGGUGCAAAAGGUUAUGGACAAGUUCGAAAACUUGCCAGAGGAGAAGCAGACAAAGAGAUCGUUUAACCACGAAGAGUUUCUCAAUCAGACAAUCACAAAAGUCCAAAAUCAGGUUAAAAAAUUAAUUGAAGGUAAUAAUGAUAAACUCAUGGAGGAGCUCAUGUUCUCUUGUCUUAAUGGGAACAUGGGAGAUUUGGCUAUAGACGAUAGUAAUCGUGGUAACUUGUGUGAGUUUAUUGAUGGACAUCUCAAGAAACUUUAUCAUCAUAAAAACGUAUUCCUAAAAAAUACGCAUCUUGAGACCGGUGAAUCUUCCUCACUGGCUAUGGCCAUGGGCAUGCCACCAGUCGCUAUGGCUGAAGCGGGUUCUUCUUUCUUCAACUCUCCUCAACAAACCAAUGAGUCUCAGCCUCUAGUCACUUCAAACCAGGGACAAGAACAUAUUAGUUCUCAUGGAAACCAGUUUCUGAAUGUCCCAACCUUCAACUUUCCUCAACAACCCAAUGAAGUGAAGGGUACAGUCUCUUUAAACCAGGGGCUAGAGCAGGUUCCUUCACUUAACAACAACUUUAUGUGUGCAUCAAUCUUAAAUCCUCCUCAACUAACCAACGAGAUGCAGCAGCCCAUAAUAUUUUCGAACCAGGGAGCCAACCAUGUUGAUUCUCUUGCAAGUAAUCUCCUCCCAGUUAGCAACCAUGGAGUUAAUACUCAAGUUAUGAAUCAGGACGAAGUUUACUAUCCACUAAAUCAGCAAGAUUGGUACGUUAAGGAGAUGAUGGAACCAUCUCAGCCAACAUGCUUUCCUUGGAUGGAAGAAAAUCAUCAUUACAAUCACCGCCAGUUCUAAAGCAUCUUCGUCGAUCCGGUGGACGUAAUGCCAACAAUAUUCUUAUGUUAUCUUAUCCUUUUAGUUUUGAGUUUUCUAAGUUAUGUCUUAUCUGAUCUCAACUGUUAGUGCUAAAAUAUGAAUUCAGAUUAGAACUCUAGAGUCAUUCUAUGUUAUUUAUCUUGGGCAGCAAGUUGGCAAAACUAUGGGCAUUGUUUGCCUUUUUAUCUUGUUAUAUCAUCAUUAUGUGGUGGAGUUUCAA